Molecule: messenger RNA, 2300 nt
Organism: Neofelis nebulosa (Clouded leopard)
Lineage: Eukaryota; Metazoa; Chordata; Mammalia; Carnivora; Felidae
Gene: TAF7L
Product: TATA-box binding protein associated factor 7 like
Exons: 13
Coding region: 40-1494 (484 amino acids)
Biological process (GO): RNA polymerase II preinitiation complex assembly; transcription initiation at RNA polymerase II promoter
Cellular component (GO): transcription factor TFIID complex
Molecular function (GO): RNA polymerase II general transcription initiation factor activity
Source: RefSeq, a predicted model, not a curated record
CUGAACGGGAAGCCAUUUUACAAUCUCCACGGGUCGACCAUGGAGUACAGUGAGGAGGAGCCUCCCAAUUCUUUCGAAAGUGAUUCAACACCAACAGCUUCAACAUCAGAAGUAACGGACUCACAAGAUCCCCAAAUUCCUGAAGACAGCGGAGCUGAAUACUUUGGCGACCUGGGGGCCGAAACUGCCACCAAUGAAGGCACCCAAACUUCUGCCGAUGGCACCCAAGCCGAUGUCGAUGGCGGCACCGACAUUGCUGCCAAAACUCCUGAGGAAAACUUACUGGAAGGGACAGAGAUGAGUAAAAGCCAGGAUGAACCUCCUCAGGAACUUGAGAACCAGUUUAUAUUGCGUCUCCCACUGGAACAUGCAUUUACUGUCAGGAAGAUGGUACAUUCUGGAAGUGUUGCCAUGAAGGAUAAACUAAAAAUUGACUUAUCUUCUGAUGGACGUCAUGCAGUUGUUGAUGUAGAAGAUGUCUCACUAACUGCUAAGCUGGUUGAUUUGCCUUGCAUUAUCGGAAGCCUGAAAACUCUUGAUAAAAAAACUUUUUAUAAGACAGCAGAUAUUUCUCAGAUGCUUGUGUGCACUGCUGAUGAUGAUCUCCACUCUUCUCUGGAAGAAUCAGUUACCUCUACUGACCUUAACGCAGUCAUGAAAAAUGAAAAAGAGAGAGAGCAAAAAUAUGUCUGGAAGCAUGGCAUUACUCCACCACUUAAGAAUGUCAGAAAGAAAAGGUUCCGCAAAACAACAAAAAAGCUCACUGAUUUCAAACAAAUUGAAGAAAUCAGCUUUCCUGAGGAGCAGGGCAUUCCUGCAAAACACAGGGUGUUAAAUGACAUUACUGAUAUCCCCACUUCCCCUGCUUUGGUUCAAUACACUGAAUCUCCUGAUGUGGAAAAGGAAGUGAAAAGACUACUGUGUUCAGAUGCUGAAGCUCUCAGUGCUCGAUGGGAAGUCAUUGCUGAAGACGAAACCAAAGAAAUAGAAAGUCAAGGCUCUAUCCCAGGCUUUGCAAUGUCCUCAGGAAUAAGUGGCUAUAAGCAGGGUCAUUUCUCAUCAGAAUAUGGUAUGUUUCGGGAGAUGUUCAGUGACUCUAGUAGCAACAGUGAUGAUGAGGAAGAGGAUGAGGAUGAUGAAGAGGAUGAAGAAGAUGACUACGAUGAUGAGGAUGAAGUUGAGAAAGAUUAUUAUGAAGAGGAUCUGGAAAGGGAGCUACAGGCCAAGUUCUUUGCAUCUGGCCAGUAUGAGGCAAAGGAAGGAGCCAGUUCAGCAGUCAUGGAUAUUCAGAAGCAGAUUCAUUACAUGGAGAAAAAGCUCCAAGAGAUUCAAUGCAAAGCACAAAGACAGAGGGAUCUCUUAAAGAAAGUGGAAAACCUGACACUCAAGAGUUAUUUACAGUCUGUGCUGGAGCAGCUUAAGUUACAGGAAAAAGAAAAAAAUGAGCAGCUCAUUUUCCUCCGGGAACAAUUGAAAUCUAUUUUGGAGAAGUAAGAGAGCCUUCAGCCUGGCACAUGAACCUUGGAUUCACUAUCCAGACUGAAGACUGGAUGAAAUUGUACGUGUUUCUGUCCCUUUCAUUGCCGUAUGCGAAGUCAUUUGUUAUUUGUUGAUCUGAAACUUUUUAUGCUAGUCACAUUUGAAGUUUAUAGCUGUGUAGAAAGGGACAGAAUAUAAAAAAGCAGUAGACCUAAAAUCCCAACUCAAUAUAGAACUUCCCUUCUCUUUAUCAACUUGAUAAUUGCUUACAUUGCCUCUGCUCUGUUGGUGCCAUCAAAUGAUUCAGCCAUGCUUUCCAAAGACAGUCUAGCCUGAAGGCCAUACAGCUAGCUGGUUUGUGUAUGUUUUCAGUUCCCUUCUUCUAUUAAUUUUAAAUAUUUCCUAAAACAUGGAACAAAUCAUUUCUACCAAAGGCUAGGACCUCUCACAGUGAAUUAAGUGCCUAUCUCCCAGCAGUUAACACCAGCUUGUGUCCUUUGUUAAGGUAAUAGGGGCUGCUUUCCUGCUCAGGGAUGAUUUCUUGCUGCUGCUAUCUUUGUUCUGUUGUGUUUUUAGGGAUUGUGUCUGGUUAUUAUUUGACAGCUAAGAGAAUAGUUAGGACAGAGAUGAAAUUCUGAGUUGUUAUCCUUAUUCUGAGCCUCUUUAUCCUAACCCCCAUCAGAAAAGGUUAGGAAAAAUCAGAUGCCUGUGAUGCCUGUGAAGACUCCCUUAAAAACCCUGAGUGGGUUUAUUUUUUCAGCUGUAUUGUUAAAGUUUUCUGGCCUGUGUUCUUUAAGCAAUAAAUAAAUUCUUCAUUUUAA